Colletotrichum siamense is the source of this 882-nucleotide messenger RNA. RefSeq lists its product as uncharacterized. Lineage: Eukaryota; Fungi; Ascomycota; Sordariomycetes; Glomerellales; Glomerellaceae. The transcript has 3 exons. The record is from RefSeq and is a predicted model, not a curated record. Bases 1 to 882 code for a protein of 293 amino acids.
AUGCAUCCCACUACAUCCCUUCUGCUUGCUAGUGCUGGCAUCGCCAAUGCCUACACAAUUGCCGUGGCUGAGCCCUUCAUGAGAAAGAACAUCAACCUGGUGGCCGGCUGCUCGACUGCCGAGAACCCCAACGAUUAUUCCUCUUACUGGGUUCCUACGCUCUAUAUCAAGAACGACACGGGCAUGACUCCCGUCCCUUUCUCCCGCUUCUCAGCCUACUACGUUUCCAUCGAGAAUGCCGAAGUCGCGAUCCCCCAAAACUACAAGACCGUGGCCGGAAACUCGAAAGCAACAUCCCAAGCUGAUGUUGAGGAGCUGGCCGGUAUCCAGUGGUUCUGCGAGGGCGACGACGGCGAAACGAAGGAUGCUGCAGCCUUCCCGACGAAGACGUGCUCCACGCACCUCCAAACCCUCCUGCUUUUCCAUGACUGCGUCGACGAGCAGACCCUUGAGUCCGCCUACUCAGGCACUCAAAACUGGAAGGACGGCUUCAAGCCCGCCAACCGCUGCCCCGAGAACAUGAAGCGCAUGCCCCAGCUGCGCUUCUCCAUCCGUUACGACCUCCGCAAGGUUCUCCCCGACGGCUGGAACGGAACGCCGCCCUUCGAGCUCGCAUGCGGUAGCUCGUACUGCUCUCACGGCGACUUUAUCAACGGCUGGCUGCCCGAGGCCGCGACAAACAUGCUCAAGGCCAACGACAAGCGCGAGUUCGCCGGCGUCGACGGACCUGAUGGAGCGUACAAUGCUGGGUCCAAGUGCGGUGCUGAGAACGCCAAGGAUGCUGACCCCAACAACGGUACCAGCGACUAUGAUGAGAGCGUUAAGAUGAUGAGCAGCAAGCGCAGCAUCGGCCAGCGUUUCCGUUCCGCUCGCUCUGCGUAA